Molecule: messenger RNA, 5913 nt
Organism: Gavialis gangeticus (Gharial)
Lineage: Eukaryota; Metazoa; Chordata; Crocodylia; Gavialidae
Gene: DIP2C
Product: disco interacting protein 2 homolog C
Exons: 37
Coding region: 129-4745 (1538 amino acids)
Source: RefSeq, a predicted model, not a curated record
UCACACAGAAGGGAUAUGAAAAGAAAAGAUCAAAAUUAAUUGGGGCCUACCUGCCACAACCUCCAGCAGCGAAUGGAGCUGCCGCGGUACGGUGUAGACUGCAACACAGUGAAGGGGCUGCCAGAAGAAUGCUCCGCACUGCCAACAUUGGGGUCUGUGACAUCCGAGAAGCAGCAGCUAGAGAACGAGCAGCCAGCACAGCGGGAAACCGGCCUCUCUUUUAUUUUCGUUUUGGGGUGGAUCAGGCAUUGCCACAAGAACGUCGAACUCCCGUUACCCCUUCCUCUUCCUCACGAUAUCACCGCCGCAGGUCCUCAGGGUCACGGGAUGAACGCUAUAGAUCAGAUGUGCAUACAGAAGCAGUUCAGGCAGCUCUUGCUAAACAUAAAGAAAGGAAGAUGGCAGUCCCCAUGCCAUCAAAACGACGUUCAUUGGUGGUGCAAACGUCCAUGGAUGCCUACACACCUCCGGAUACCUCUUCUGGCUCAGAAGAUGAAGGCUCUGUACAGGGCGAUUCCCAGGGAACUCCCACCUCAAGCCAAGGGAGUAUAAACAUGGAACAUUGGAUCAGUCAAGCGAUCCAUGGCUCGACCACAUCUACUACUUCCUCCUCCUCAACACAAAGUGGAGGCAGUGGUGCUGCGCACAGGCUAGCUGAUGUUAUGGCUCAAACGCAUAUAGAAAAUCAUUCUGCCCCUCCAGAUGUUACCACUUACACCUCAGAGCACUCAAUACAAGUAGAAAGGCCACAAGGAUCCACAGCACGGGUGGCACCAAAGUAUGGCAAUGCUGAACUUAUGGAAACUGGUGAUGGAGUACCAGUGAGCAGCAGAGUGUCAGCAAAGAUUCAACAGCUGGUCAAUACCCUAAAACGGCCUAAACGACCGCCAUUACGAGAGUUCUUUGUAGAUGACUUUGAGGAAUUGUUAGAAGUUCAACAGCCAGAUCCAAAUCAACCAAAGCCAGAGGGAGCUCAGAUGUUGGCUAUGCGUGGGGAACAAUUGGGUGUAGUUACAAAUUGGCCGCCCUCUCUAGAAGCAGCAUUGCAGCGAUGGGGGACCAUUUCGCCAAAAGCUCCUUGCCUAACCACUAUGGACACAAAUGGGAAACCACUGUACAUUCUCACUUACGGCAAACUUUGGACCAGGAGUAUGAAGGUUGCUUACAAUAUACUGCAUAAAUUAGGCACAAAACAAGAACCGAUGGUGCGACCUGGAGACAGGGUAGCACUCGUAUUUCCUAACAAUGAUCCUGCUGCUUUCAUGGUAGCAUUUUAUGGCUGCCUAUUGGCGGAGGUUGUCCCUGUCCCUAUUGAAGUGCCACUUACUAGAAAGGAUGCAGGUAGUCAACAAAUAGGUUUCUUGCUUGGAAGCUGUGGCGUUACUGUGGCCUUGACUAGUGAUGCGUGCCAUAAAGGACUGCCUAAAAGCCCUACAGGGGAGAUACCACAGUUUAAAGGCUGGCCAAAGCUGCUUUGGUUUGUAACAGAAUCUAAACAUCUUUCUAAACCACCUCGUGACUGGUUCCCACAUAUCAAGGAUGCAAACAAUGACACUGCAUACAUUGAGUACAAAACCUGCAAAGAUGGAAGUGUGCUUGGGGUGACUGUAACACGAAUUGCACUGCUGACCCACUGUCAAGCUCUUACACAGGCAUGUGGAUAUACAGAAGCUGAAACAAUUGUGAAUGUAUUAGAUUUCAAGAAGGAUGUUGGCUUAUGGCAUGGAAUUCUUACUAGUGUCAUGAACAUGAUGCAUGUUAUAAGUAUUCCAUAUUCCUUAAUGAAAGUGAAUCCACUUUCCUGGAUACAGAAAGUCUGCCAGUACAAAGCAAAAGUCGCUUGUGUAAAAUCCAGGGACAUGCACUGGGCAUUAGUGGCACAUCGAGAUCAAAGAGAUAUCAACCUCUCCUCACUACGUAUGCUAAUAGUGGCCGAUGGCGCAAAUCCUUGGUCAAUUUCUUCCUGUGAUGCAUUUCUCAACGUCUUCCAAAGUAAAGGCCUAAGACAGGAGGUCAUUUGUCCAUGUGCUAGUUCACCAGAAGCUCUCACCGUGGCUAUUCGAAGGCCAACAGAUGACAGCAAUCAGCCCCCUGGCAGAGGAGUAUUGUCCAUGCACGGUCUUACCUAUGGAGUAAUUCGAGUGGAUUCUGAAGAAAAGCUUUCUGUUUUAACUGUGCAAGACGUUGGCUUGGUGAUGCCAGGAGCCAUAAUGUGUUCAGUGAAGCCAGAUGGAAUUCCUCAGCUCUGUAAAACAGAUGAAAUAGGGGAACUUUGUGUAUGUGCAAUUGCAACAGGUACAUCAUAUUAUGGACUCUCGGGCAUGACCAAAAACACUUUUGAGGUAUUUCCUAUGACCAGUUCAGGAGCUCCUAUAAGUGAAUACCCUUUUAUAAGGACUGGAUUACUAGGAUUCAUAGGACCAGGUGGGCUUGUCUUUGUUAUCGGCAAAAUGGAUGGCCUAAUGGUUGUCAGUGGAAGAAGACACAAUGCUGAUGACAUUGUAGCAACUGCACUCGCAGUGGAACCAAUGAAAUUUGUCUACAGGGGAAGAAUAGCAGUGUUUUCAGUGAGUGUACUCCAUGAUGAGAGGAUAGUUAUUGUUGCUGAACAAAGGCCAGAUUCUACAGAGGAAGAUAGUUUUCAGUGGAUGAGUAGAGUUCUCCAGGCUAUUGACAGUAUUCAUCAAGUGGGGGUUUAUUGUUUAGCCCUAGUACCAGCAAACACACUCCCAAAGACCCCACUAGGAGGGAUACACUUAUCAGAAACCAAACAGCUCUUUUUGGAAGGCUCCUUGCAUCCCUGCAAUGUGUUGAUGUGUCCCCACACCUGUGUAACAAACCUGCCAAAACCAAGACAAAAACAGCCAGAAAUUGGUCCUGCCUCUGUGAUGGUGGGGAACCUAGUCUCUGGAAAAAGAAUUGCUCAGGCUAGUGGCAGAGAUCUGGGUCAAAUAGAAGACAACGAUCAGGCGAGAAAGUUCCUCUUCCUCUCAGAAGUUUUACAAUGGAGAGCUCAAACCACGCCUGACCAUGUGCUUUACACGCUGCUUAACUGUAGGGGAACAAUAGCGAACUCUCUAACAUGUGUCCAGCUACAUAAGCGAGCUGAGAAGAUAGCUGUCAUGUUGAUGGAAAGAGGACACUUGCAAGAUGGAGACCAUGUGGCUUUGGUUUAUCCACCAGGGAUAGACCUGAUUGCAGCAUUUUAUGGUUGCCUGUAUGCAGGCUGUGUGCCAAUAACAGUUCGACCUCCACAUCCACAGAACAUUGCAACAACAUUACCUACGGUGAAGAUGAUUGUGGAGGUGAGUCGUUCAGCCUGUUUAAUGACUACACAAUUAAUAUGUAAAUUGUUACGGUCACGAGAGGCAGCAGCAGCAGUGGAUAUCAGAACGUGGCCUCCUGUACUAGAUACAGAUGACUUGCCAAAGAAGCGGCCUGCUCAAAUCUACAAACCUUCUAACCCUGAUACACUGGCUUAUCUCGACUUCAGUGUAUCCACAACUGGAAUGCUGGCAGGAGUAAAGAUGUCUCAUGCAGCCACUAGUGCCUUUUGUCGUUCUAUUAAGCUGCAGUGUGAGCUUUAUCCUUCCAGAGAAGUUGCUAUCUGUUUGGACCCUUACUGUGGACUUGGGUUUGUCCUCUGGUGCCUCUGCAGCGUUUAUUCAGGACACCAGUCAAUUUUGAUUCCUCCUUCAGAACUGGAGACCAAUCCUGCUCUGUGGCUUCUAGCUGUGAGUCAGUACAAAGUCAGAGACACAUUUUGUUCCUAUUCGGUCAUGGAGCUUUGCACUAAGGGCCUUGGUUCACAAACAGAAUCGCUGAAGGCAAGGGGAUUGGACCUGUCACGUGUGCGGACUUGUGUAGUAGUUGCAGAGGAACGACCCCGAAUAGCUCUCACUCAGUCUUUUUCAAAAUUAUUUAAAGACUUGGGUCUCCAUCCACGGGCUGUUAGCACAUCAUUUGGCUGUAGAGUUAACCUGGCUAUAUGUUUGCAGGGGACAUCUGGACCAGAUCCAACUACUGUGUAUGUAGAUAUGAGGGCACUGAGACAUGACAGAGUUCGUUUAGUAGAAAGAGGAUCGCCUCAUAGUUUGCCCUUAAUGGAAUCAGGAAAAAUCCUCCCUGGAGUUCGUAUCAUUAUUGCUAAUCCAGAAACAAAGGGACCCUUAGGAGACUCUCAUCUUGGUGAGAUAUGGGUUCACAGUGCCCAUAAUGCCAGUGGGUAUUUUACCAUAUAUGGAGAUGAAUCCCUGCAGUCGGAUCACUUCAAUUCGAGACUCAGUUUUGGCGACACACAAACUGUUUGGGCUCGGACUGGCUAUUUGGGGUUUCUGAGAAGAACAGAACUGACUGAUGCAAAUGGAGAGCGGCAUGAUGCACUUUAUGUUGUGGGUGCAUUGGAUGAAGCCAUGGAAUUGCGAGGGAUGCGGUAUCAUCCCAUUGACAUUGAGACCUCAGUAAUUAGAGCACACAAGAGCAUCACGGAAUGUGCGGUGUUUACCUGGACAAAUUUAUUGGUUGUCGUAGUUGAGCUGGAUGGAUCAGAGCAAGAAGCCUUGGACCUGGUUCCAUUAGUCACCAAUGUGGUCCUGGAAGAACACUAUCUAAUUGUAGGGGUGGUGGUGGUGGUGGACAUUGGUGUAAUUCCUAUCAACUCCCGUGGAGAGAAACAACGUAUGCACCUACGAGAUGGAUUCUUGGCAGACCAGCUAGAUCCCAUCUAUGUGGCCUACAACAUGUAGUCUUGUAUCUUAAGGCUUCCAUGGACUUGACUAUAGAUGUAUAAAAUUUUUUGGUGUCCACUAAAAAAUGUGCAGAUAAGAGGGUGACACUCAUCAGAAUGGAACUGUUACUAUUAUGACUUUUCAAAGCAGUCAUGAUUGGCAGGAAAUAAAAUGUGAAAUGUUUUCUUUUACCACUAAAUUUUAGCACAGAAGGACUAUGGGGUACUGCCCUUCAGUUAGUUGGAAAAGCCCAUUUUAGAUUUUUUUUGCUUAUUGGAUGAUACUGCUUUCUGAGUAAAUGUGGCUUUGUAUUUUACGUUAAGUAAGCUGAAGUAGCUAAUUUUUUUAUUCUGCCCUCCAAGUGGAUUCUUUUUAACAAUUUACAUACUAUGACAAAGAAUUGUUUUGUUCACUUGUCUUUAAUGUGUCAUAAAAAGCUGAAAAACACAGAUCCGUUACUAAUUUAAGCCAUUUUAGAUCCCACGUCUUAGAAAACUACAUAGAGGUACGAGGAAACUACCCAAAAUAGCACCUUCCAAUUAGAGGUUUAGCAGCUUUCUCUGUCAGAGAGGCAGAAAGCACAAAGGCUAAAGAGCCUUUGAUGUUAGUGUUAGAAUGGAAGAAAUUUAUAAAUAAGGUGUAUUUCGGCAAAGAACUUGCAAAUAUCUUUGUACUAAACUAAAAAGAUAAAAUAAGUUAACUACUUCUUCUGUAAUUAUGUACAAAACGUUUAAUUUAUUUUGAUCUCUUUAGAAGUAUAAAAGAGAAAAAAACAUUCAAGAAUAUUAAACUCUUGUAAUGUUUGCUAAUAUAAAAAAGUGUUGUAUUAUCUUGAGUGGAUAGUAUCACAUCAAAUAUAUAUAUAUGAAAUAUAAAUUCACUAAUGACAAAAGAUUUUAAAGUUUAAAAUGCAGUACUUGUCACUUGCAUGGUGUCUCCCACUGUAGAUAAUCAAAUGUUACUCACAAAUUUUUUGAGAGAAAGCAAUCCUGGAUUGCUAAGUAUCCCUGUCUAAAAAGUCCUCUAGAUACCAGCAAGUGGAAUUAUUGCUGCCUUUAAGGCAGUGUGAUGAAUUUAAGACUAAAAAUGCACUACAACAGUUUUUUUUCUUUGCCGUGGAGGCAACAAUAAAUAUUUGUGCUGGCAUGUGCAUACACUUGUUAGACUUUAGAAAAGGCAGGUUGAA